Molecule: messenger RNA, 1059 nt
Organism: Coregonus clupeaformis (lake whitefish)
Lineage: Eukaryota; Metazoa; Chordata; Actinopteri; Salmoniformes; Salmonidae
Product: transmembrane protein 255B-like
Exons: 9
Coding region: 87-1001 (304 amino acids)
Source: RefSeq, a predicted model, not a curated record
CUGAAAUCAGCACAGCAGACGUAGCGCCUUGGCUCACUGAGGGAUAUUGUGGAUAUUAUACUCCGUGGAGCAUCGGUUUGAGGAGCAUGACAACCGGGGCCAUUCCGGACGCAGCGGAUUGGGAGAAGUCCGCUCUCAGUCAAGCCGAGCUGAUAAAGAGGAGGAACAGGAUGGCAAUAUGGCUGGUACUGGGCAUGCUCUGUCUGUCCCUGGUCCUGGUCAUUCUGGGGCUCUACACCACCACUCGCACAGAGAGCCUCAGCAUCACCGGAUACACCUCUGGAGUCAUUUUGGCGUUUGGAUCCUUCCUGGGUGUUCUUGGACUCUGCCUGGAGGAAAACCGAAAACAGCUGCUUGUGGCGGCCAUUGUUUUCCUCAGCUUCGGGAUCAUAGCCUCCUUCCUGUGUCUGGUGGUGGAUGGCGUCUUCAUCGUUUUCAACAUGGAUGUCCGUCCUCUGAAAGCAGGGAGAUGCCAGUUUUACAGCAGUGGAAACAGCUACAUCUAUGAGAAUUACUAUGCCUCUGUGCCAUGCCAGGGUCUCACGGAGUCAUGUAGUAUGAAGGUACGCAGUGGGACCUGCUACUGCUGCGACCUUUAUGACUGUGCCAAUGGGGGCUACAUGAACAACUACUAUGAGUUUGUGGGUGUGCGGAGCUGCGGGGACGUGCUGUCCCUGUACGUGUUGAUCUGGGUGCUGACCAGCCUCAACCUGGUGGCCGCCUUCCUGGGUAUCCUGACCACCGCCGUGCUGGGAAGCAUCAAGGACAAGAGGAGCAGCUCAGUGACCCUGUCGUCAACUCAUCUCUCCGAAUGGGGAUGUCUCUCCUCCCCCACUGCCCCCCUGCUGAUGGACAACACCAACACAGGACACCAACACCUCUACCCAAGAGCAUCCCUAUACUUUGCCCCAGCGGCGGGGGCGGAGUUCCCCCAGAGUGAUUCAUCAGUACCCCCCCGUCCGGACCCCAACCCCUCUCCCUUCGCCCCGCUCUACAGUUGAAGUCGGAAGUUUACAUACAGUGAGGGGAAAAAGUAUUUGAUCCCCUGCUGAUUUUGUA